This is a messenger RNA of Anopheles bellator, 1302 nucleotides long. RefSeq lists its product as uncharacterized. Gene Ontology annotation, cellular component: endoplasmic reticulum. The transcript has 4 exons. The coding region runs from base 84 to 1205 and encodes 373 amino acids. Lineage: Eukaryota; Metazoa; Arthropoda; Insecta; Diptera; Culicidae. The record is from RefSeq and is a predicted model, not a curated record. Gene Ontology annotation, molecular function: hydrolase activity. Gene Ontology annotation, biological process: GPI anchor biosynthetic process.
UUUUAGUCCGUUCUGUUCAUCAGCAUUGAUGUGUUGGCCGGCCCGGUAAAGUUCGCGAUUUGUCGCGAAACGAAAGUCGCAUAAUGGCAAAGAACUGGGCGGCAAGAACUAAGAAAAAGUUCCUUCGAUUGCAUCCGGCGUGGCGAGUGUACUUGAUAGUGGUUGGUUUGUUGGUUCUGUAUAAUGAGGUGCUAAUAUAUGUGUUGCAAAAGCUUAAAUGGUCGAAUAUUUAUUGCAAAGAACCCCACUGCGUCAAGAUACUUCUUGUGGCGGACCCACAAAUAUUGGGCAAAACGUAUGACACCCAUUUCUAUGCCGGACUAGCGAAUUAUGACUCAGAUCGGUAUCUGGCCUGGUACUACGAGCAGGCAGUGGAACACGUACAGCCAGACGUCAUCAUCUUUCUCGGUGAUCUGAUGGACGAGGGUACCGAUUCGACGGAAAUUCACUUUGAGGAAUACUACAGUCGGUUUGGGGCCACCUUUCCCAGCCAUCCGACGGCCAAACUGAUCUACAUCCCCGGCGACAAUGACAUUGGCGGAGAGUCGAAUCGGUCGCCGCUCAAUCCGAACGCAAAGCGACGCUUCCGGCAGUACUUCUCCGAGCGUCCCGCUUGGGUGAUCAACGACAAUUUGACGAUCUACAACAUUAACCGCAUCACACUCGAAAUGACACAGAACGAUCCAAGGAUGGUCGAUGUCACAGACGUGGCCGAUCGGUACUUGCGCAUCUUCGUGAGCCACAUACCGGUAUUGGAUGUACCGUCGACGUUCACUUACCAAGCGAUCGACAACCUUAAGCCAAACGUGAUCUUCUCGGCUCACCUGCACGUGUCACAAUACGCCCGGACGCACCGGAACCGGCUAAAGUCGGUCAGCUACCAACCACUAAGCCAGGAUAAGAAAACGGCCUACAAGGUGCACUCGUUUGAUCUAAGUUACCAUCAGGAUACGCAGGAGCUUCUAGAGAUCAUCGUUCCGACGUGCUCUUAUCGCAUGGGAGUACCCGAUAUUGGCUACGGUUACGCUGUGAUAGAUGGUACUACGUUGAAGUAUACAGUACUGUGGACAACGCGACGCUUCUAUCAACUGAUCUCAUAUGUUGCAAUAUUUAUUGUACCGAUCGGGAUCUUGUUAUUUUUGUUGGGACGGUGUCUGCUUCACCAAUGCUUGCGCCAUCCCCAGCACAGACGUUUGCCGAUGUAAUGGAAAACCUUCGCUGAACUUACGGUAGUAUUAAAUACGUCUAACGUGAAACUAUAAAAGCAGCUAAUAAAUAUCAUCAGAUUUUUGUCCUUUAUUA